This is a messenger RNA of Rattus norvegicus (Norway rat), 2806 nucleotides long. Lineage: Eukaryota; Metazoa; Chordata; Mammalia; Rodentia; Muridae. The record is from RefSeq and is a predicted model, not a curated record.
UUCCAAGGCAGCCAGAGCUACACAGAGAAACUGUCUUGAAGAAAAAAAAAUAGGAAUUAGAUACCAAUUAAUUAGACAGGAUUAUACCAUAUAGAGUAGAAUAGAGAAUAUUCACAGAUAACAAGUUCAUUCUAAGCCUGUAAUUCUAUUUUUUGUUUCUUUUUUCUGAGGGUUCCAUGUGGCUCAGGUUGGUCUUGAACUAUCUCCUUGCAUCGAACCCUUAGAAUCACAGAAGGCAUGAGCCACCACACCUAGAUUCCUUCUAUUUUAUUUGAUAGUCUUGAAAUUGUGUUUGGGGAAACAGUGCUGAGGUUUAAUUUAGAAAUCCUUUUCCUUUUACAAAAUAACCACAUUGCUAAAUAUAAGUAAAAAAGCAUUAGAACAUAUUUAAAAUAACCACACGUCCCCCAAACCAUGACUUAUAUAUCCCUGUCCAACUUUUUCUUUCAGUAAGACUGCGUUUAAAAAAAAAAAAAAAAAAAAAUCUGUUCUCUAGACCCUAAUCAGAACUAGAGUGCCCCCUUGCGAUUGCGAUUCCCCUGCUGUCUUCGGUCUACAGGGUCCUGUUCUCCAUUGUCUGUCCUUUAACUGUGACACGGUGCAGCGGAUGUUAAUGUCUAUGGGUGACUCUCUAAACUCUGGACUUACUCUUUUCCUUCCUCAACGUCUUUCCAGUUUUCUCAAAGGUACACAUAAACUGAAUCCAGAUAAAGCCAUAACCUUGAGGAUCAAAGAUCUACUCUACUCUGUUCUCUGUACUGAGAAUCAUUAUUCUAAGUGAAGGGUCCAAAGGGACCGGGGCAGAAAAGUCAGGGACAAGUUCGGCUAUGACCUCUAGAGUCUUGGCGGGCUGGCAUCUGAGCUGGUAACGUGCGUGGCAAGUUAUGUAAGAACCGACUGGAGAAGCCGCGCGGCGGGAGCCCCGGAGAGGACGCGGUGUUCCGGCCGCAGUCCCCACCCUCCUCGCCCAGCAGGGCAGGAGGCACCCAACUUGGUGGCGAGGAGGGGAGGAUGAAAGAGCGGGGAGUCACGAGGGCGAGCCGCCGACAAGGGAACGGAUGCCCGGCGUCACACGUCCGUUGUCACACACGUUGCGGACACGAGUUGCUGACGGCUUCCACGUGCUGCGCCCGUGCGCGGAAGCGCUCAGAGGGGCUCACGUCCCGGGGCGCCACCUCCGUGGCUCGGCCCCGCUCUGCACACUCCAGCCGCCCGUCUCCCGCGCAGUGCCGUCCUAUUUAAGGCUACGAGCUCCACCCUUUUCCGCCCCUUCCUUCAUUUUCACUUUUUUCCAUCCUCCUUUUUAUCACCCGAGGAGCCGCAUGUACGGGCGGAGCAUGGACUGCUUCCCAUCCAGCCAAUCACCACUUGGCUGCCUCUCUAUUGGCCGAGCCCCCGCGUGCUUCAGCAAAUGGGCUGUGAGCAGCUGUAUCUAGAGUCACGUGUUGCCGGCAAAGUAUCCAAUGAGAGCACAAGGUUCUGAUCUUUGGUACUACGGGAGCUGCUCUUCAGCCCCCUGCUCCUGGACCUAUGGAUUCUCCAUCUAGCGUUUCUUCUUAUUCCUCCUCCUCUCUCUCCCCGUCAUUUUCCACGUCCCCUGUGAACAGUGACUUUAGCUUCCCAUCUGAUAAUGAGAGGGAGGGCAUGCGCACCCGUGAGCUCAGGCCAGACACUGUGGGGCAGAGAGGAGGUUCCAGGCCCAGUCCAGGCCCCAUCCGCUGCCGACACCGACCCAGGGUUUCUAGUAACCAACAUACAGCAUCUCACCUGGAACAGCAAGGAUCUGAAGUCAAAAGAUCAAGAGACGGUGAAUUGGAGACAAGUCUAAACACCCAGGGAUGUACUACAGAGGGAGACCUGCUCUUUGCUCAAAAGUGUAAAGAACUCCAAGGGUUCAUACGGCCCCUCACAGACCUACUGAACGGAUUAAAAAUGGGUCGCUUUGACAGAGGAUUAAGUAGCUUCCAACAGAGCGUGGCCAUGGACCGGAUCCAGCGUAUAGUGGGUGUUUUACAGAAGCCUCAUAUGGGAGAGCGUUAUCUAGGAACCCUGCUGCAGGUGGAAGGCAUGCUAAAGACUUGGUUUCCUCAUAUAGCUGCCCAGAAAUCAUCCUUAGGAGGAAGCAGGCAUCAGAUAAGCAAGCACUUCCCUAGCCACCACAGUGAUUCAGGUGCUUCUUCUCCUGCGCCUCUCAUAGGGAAGAUGGGCCAGACACAGCUGGGACAUUUAGUUUUGAAACCAAAGCAGCCUUGGCAUCUCACAGGAUGGCCGGCUAUGAACCUCACCUGGAUCCAUGACACUCCAAUUUGUAACCCUCCCCUCGGUUCCCAAGGCUCCACCUCUGGCCACAGCCCCAACGGCACUGGAGCCAGCAUUGGCGUCAUCCUUGUCCUCCAGAAAGGAGGACAGCCCUUCACCCAUUCUGCCCCGGGCACUCCAAUCCCACCAACUACACUGUCUCCUGUCCUCCCUGGUGAUCUGAGGAAACUGUCGGGAGAGGAGCCUCGCUGCCACAGUUUGCCAGUAACGCUGCCAUCAGACUGGAGGUGCAUCCUUUGUCCCCCUGUCCUACCUACCGCAGAUCGAGAGGUGACUACAGGACACCAGAGCCACAGAUGAUGAACCAUCCUCCAGUUGCUCAGACCCUCAGCCCUAACCCAGGCUCUGCAACUUCCCCUGGAUCCCAACCUGUAUAAAUAUGUUUGUAUAAAUAUGUUUGUGUGUAUUUUUUUUUUUUUUACUUUUAAUGUAUUUGCGGUGAGGAAAAAUAAAUCCUUUCUGAUUAAAGACACUUUUUUCACUUAAA